Molecule: messenger RNA, 5395 nt
Organism: Astyanax mexicanus (Mexican tetra)
Lineage: Eukaryota; Metazoa; Chordata; Actinopteri; Characiformes; Acestrorhamphidae
Gene: katnip
Product: katanin interacting protein
Exons: 30
Coding region: 80-5068 (1662 amino acids)
Source: RefSeq, a predicted model, not a curated record
CCGUGGUCCUCCUAGUUACCGUCUCCAUCUGUCCACAACAGAAGUCGCGUGCGGAGCGCCGUUUGGAGGAUAAGAUGUGAUGGACUGGGCAGCUGAACGCCGCUCUCAGAGACUCUCGGCGGGGAGUGAGGAGGUGAGGAAAAUCGAGGCAGGAAAACAACACUCUGCUGAAGAUCACCUGGAUGAAUAUUUAAUCAGCCUACAGCACAAAAACAGAGCGUUGAAGAAGCUGCAGGUUAAGGACCCAAAGCAGUCUGAGUUGGAGCAGUUGGAGCAGGGCUUCACCCUCUACCUCAACGGCGCUAAUGCUAAUGCUAAUGUGGCUAAGAUCAGUCGCCCCAGCAGGAGACCUGCCCAGAGAUACCUUAUCAACCCCUCACCAGCACACAGAAACACACACACCGCAGAUGCCUCCAGGAAGAGCUCAGUAGAACAUCCAGCACAGAGGAGCCACACUGCACCGGAGAGAGUACAGCGCAGAGAAUGGGUCCAGGGGUCGGUCCAAAUCCGUACAGAGAAAGGAGACCGAAUCAAAGUGUCUCCAGAAGAUAGGUACUCUGACGACUUUGAGGCGUACGAGAGCGUAAACAUGGAGGACGGGAGGCGGGACUGUACCGUAUCCAGAGCUUUGGGGUCUCAGUCAGACGCUGACCCUGCAGACAGAGUUCUGCUCAACAUGGAUCAGGUCAAAGUUCUGCGGCGCAGCCUGGAGGCGAGUGUGAGGCGGAGCAGCCGUGACUCUGCGGGGGAGGAGUCUGAGGAGGAGUGGGUGGAGGAGCAGCUGGAGAGGGAGGAGAGUAACGAGAGUCUGAGUGACAUCACCCUGCCCUCCUCCCCCAAACUCACACAGCCAAUCAACAGCCGCCCUAGCCCCAGUGACCUCAUUGUGCUGGACUUCGGCACCUCCCACAAAGGGCGUAAGAUUGAGCACUCUCUCACGGCUAAGCGGAAGGAUAACGUGGAGUCGUAUGUUCCCACCAAACCGGUUCUUGUGCGGAAAACGGACCGACCCAAUAGAACCCGACAGGACACUCCACGGCCGUCUAGUCGAGUAGAGCGCCCCCUGUCGGCGGUGCGUAAAGUGCAGGAUGAGCGGGAUUCGGAGGAGACGGUGGUUCGAGUGUUUGAGGCUCUGCAGAGAGAAAACACACCUACUACCACACACCUGUCCGACCGAGCGUCUCACACACACUCCCCUGAUCCCAGAGACAGGAGUGUGUUCAGCCUCAGCCCGACGAGAACUCGUCAGCAGAUGAAUGGAUCCAUCCAUGGUGAGGAUGAUGAUGAGGAGGAUGAAGAUGAGCAUGAAGGGGGUCGAGUGACUAAAGCCAUGCAGAGGAUCACUCUAAUGGAACCAAGUCAGCAGAAGCGAUUGCUGAAGGCUCUGGAGAGAAUUGAAGCUGAGUCCAGUGUUUUUCACUCGCGUGUCAGCAGCUCUCCUCCAGCUUGGCAGAGGAGAGCGGCGGUGUCGGAGGUGACGUCCACUCUGUACGUUACGAUGGAGAUUCUCUCUAACUGGGGGAACCCGGGUCGCGUGGGACUGACCGAGGUCCAGUUCUUCUGCCGGAGGAACCGCAGACUCUAUGUCUCUCCACACGACCUGGACAUCCGCAACACCGACCAGCCCGGCAACCUCGCCGCCCUCGUCAACGGCAAGACCAAGACGACUAAAGAGCGGAACAUGUGGGCGUGUACGUUUCACGCUCCGGUGCAGCUGUACGUUGUGGUCAGAAACGCAGAACGCUCUCCGGAUUUCAGCAUCUCCCGCAUUAAAAUCUGGAAUUACAACCGCAGCCUGAACGACCUGGACGUCGGUGCUCGUGAUGUGCGUGUGUACUUGAACAGUACGCUGGUGUACGAAGGCCAGCUCCAGAAGGGCUGCGGGAACCAGGUCUUCGACUACAGCACCACCAUCGACCUGAAGGAACUACACCUCCCAGAAUGCACCUCCCCGAGCCCCGCCUCCUCAAGCCACACCCUGCGAGGCUGCAGUCCCCGCUUUGACAGCAGGACUCGAGACAUCAGCCCCGUCCAAUCAGAGCACCCCGGCUCCCCCUACCUGAAGGAAGAGACUGAGAGUAGCGUCGACCAAUCAGCUUACAGCCCCGAUAAUGUGAAAGCAGAGAGACUGUUAGGAUCUGACCAAUCGGAGCACAGCACUGCUCCUGCUGUCGCCCCCGGCAACCCCGUGAUGCAGAGGGACUCGUUAGAGCGGGAUUCUCCCCCGCUGGACCUCACGCUGAACCAGAAGCCACCGUCGCUGGGGCAACAGAGGGAGGUGGUUACUACGGUAACCACUCAGCCUGCCUCCUACCGGACCCCCGAGUGGCUGCGCUCCCCGCAGGAACGAGAGCGCCCCCUGUGGCUGGAGGCUCAGAACGCAGGCGAGGAAAUGAGAGCUAAACACUCCGUCCUGCCCGACAUCCCCUGCAACCCGGCCCGAGUGUGCGGCGCCGCCUCCAGCAAAGCCUCCAGCCAGAAGAGGGUGCUGAACAGGAUUCAGAGGGAGGCGUCGUCUGAGUUCAGUGCUGAUUCGCUGGAGCUGGACCCCGAGCUGAACCUGGAGGCUGAAUCGGAGAGCAGAGCGUCGGACCCGGACGGGAACGUCCUUCCGAAGCGGGAUCUGGACAUGCUGGAUGAGCUGAAUCAGAAAUCACACCGACCAACCAGCGGCCGGAGAGGAUCCACCCGCUCCAAACCCAAACCCAGCCAGAACCACCACCCUGAGAGAGCCUCUGACAUCACUUCCUCAGUUUCUCUAGAGGAUUUUGGUCAGUUGGGCGGCAGCGGGCGGCGGCUCCGGUCGGAGUGUCGUAGCGAGCAGGACGACACGUUAAUGCAGUCGUGGGACUCGCUGACCAAGUUCAACCAGAGCCAGCGGGGACGCAUCUCCAACAUGUCCCUGGAGGGGGACAUCUUCGACGAGUUCCUGCAGCGUCAGUCCCGCCGCCCCACAGCCGUCCCCUCCGACCCCGCCGCCUCUGAUCCCGUGACCUCUGACCCCGAGGACGACCCCCGCGACCCUCCGGACGAGGACUUCGAGAUUCCGGUUCUGCCUCAGGGGCGCCACCUGCUGAUCAGCAUCCUGUCCACGUGGGGGGACCGGCACUACGUGGGGUUAAACGGUAUAGAGAUCUACAGCUCCAGCGGGGAGCCGGCGUCUCCCGUCAGCGUCACGGCCGACCCCCCCGACAUCAACGUGCUGCCGGCGUACGGCCGAGACCCCCGCGUCGUCUCCAACCUGACGGACGGCGUGAACCGCACGCAGGAUGACAUGCACCUGUGGCUCGCCCCCUUCACCCCCGGCCGAAAGCACCUGAUCUCUCUGGACCUGGGCUCCACCCUCCGCCUGGCCAUGAUCCGCAUCUGGAACUACAACAAGUCCCGCAUCCACUCCUUCAGGGGCGUGAGGGAGGUGGAGAUGAUGCUGGACGGACGCUGCAUCUUCAGAGGGGAGAUCGCCAAAGCCUCCGGGACACUGACGGGAGGGCUGGAUCAGUUUGGAGAUACGAUUCUCUUCACCACUGAUGAUGACAUUCUGGAGGCGAUGUCUCGAUUUGAUGACACAUUUGGAGGGAAUGUGGAGGGGGCGGAGCCUGGGUUGGAGGAGGAGGAGCUUCAGAGGCCGAGGACGGCUGACGGAGAGGGAGAGGAAAGACCAUUUACACAGGCCGGAUUCAGAGAGUUGAAGCAGGAACCUGUAGUAGAAGUAUCUGCUGAUCCUGAGCUCCAGAGUUGUGGACUCUACAGAGGCAGGACUCUGCGGCUGGGUCUGUUCUCGACGUGGGGGGACUCUCAUUACCUGGGUCUGACUGGGUUGGAGGUCGUGGGUAAGGAGGGCGAGAGCAUCCCUGUUGACGUUUCCAUGGUAACCGCAUCACCUCGUGACCUCAAUGACCUCCCCGACUACAGUGAUGACCUGCGAACUCUGGACAAGUUGUUUGAUGGACAGAACGUGUGCACUGAUGAUGAACACAUGUGGCUCAUCCCGUUUUCCCCUGGCUCUGACCACACCCUCACUAUCGACUUCAGCCAAUCACAGACCAUCGCCGGCCUACGCAUCUGGAACUACAACAAAUCACCUGAGGACUCUUAUAGAGGGCUGCAGACGUUGCGGGUGUGUGUGGACGGAGUGUGUAUCUCUCCUCCGGACGGGUUUCUGAUCCGGAAGGGUCCGGGGAACUGCCACUUCGAUUUCGCUCAGGAGAUCCUGUUCAUGGACUACCUGCAGUCCCCCACCUCCACCACCGGGGGCAGCAGAAACUCACAGGACUCACACAGGGUUGUAAGCAGGACUGAAGAACAGGCCAGUAUGGAGUACGAGGCUCCGCUGAUGCCGUGUGGAUUCAUUUUCCAGCUGCAGCUGUUGACCACGUGGGGGGAUCCGUACUACAUCGGCCUAAACGGCCUGGAGCUCUACGACCAAAACGACCAGAAGAUAACCCUCACUGAGAACAACAUCGCAGCGUUUCCGGACAGUGUGAACGUGUUGGACAGUGUGUGUGGUGAUGUUCGCACACCCGAUAAACUGAUUGACGGCGUCAACAGCACACACGACGGACGCCACAUGUGGCUCGCCCCCGUACUGCCGGGACUGGUGAAUAGAGUGUAUGUAAUAUUUGAUCAGCCGAUGACCGUCUCCAUGAUCAAACUGUGGAACUAUUCUAAAACACCCCAGAGAGGAGUCAAGGAGUUCGGGCUCCUGGUAGAUGAUCUGUUGGUGUAUAACGGAGUGCUGGAGUGUGUGACGCACGUCUCCCGGGGAAUCCUGCCCACCCUGGACCCCAUCGUCCCGUAUCACACCAUCCUGUUCACCGACAACACACACAUCACCCAGCGCGAGAGGAACACCGUCAUCAGCCCCAGACGCUGUUCACACCAUAAACCUGCUGAAGCUGUCUCACACACCUGUCUGUCUCACAGCAACCACGUCGAGGACCAGGACGUCAAGAUGACCAACGAGAACCAGAUCGUACAUCACCACAAGAAGAAACAAACAGCAGACCCGGCUCUGAGACCCAAAACCUGCAUGACCGACACAGGAAAACGCGGGAAACGGCGAUACUGAGAAAUAGAGAGAGAGAGAGAGAGAGAGAGAGAGAGGAAGAGAGGGAUUAGUGAGUGAGUGUGAGUUAAGGUUAGAUAUAAUAAUUGAGGAAGAACUGAACACACACUCUGAGCUGCUGUAGUGUACCACACACCUCUGCACAUGUAAGAUAUGUACAGUAUAAACCUGUAUAUCCACUAAUAUAAACUUAUAUACUCAUUAAUAUUCAUCUGUAUAUCCACUGAUAUUAAUACUGAAUCUGUAUAUUUGAGUGAUGAGGUGUAAUAUAGAGAUAUAACCCGUAUAUAUUCUUCUCACUGAUAAAAUAAACUCUUUAAACUAAGUGUC